AUGGAGGGAUUGCCUUCCGGCGAUGUGCAGGCCAAGUAUCAGAAGUUAGCAUCUGAGUAUUCGAAGUUAAGGGUCCAUGUUAAAGUGCUCAAAAAAGGUGUCCUAGAUGAGCAGGCUAAGUCGAAUGAGCUCAGAGAAUUAUUAAAAGAAAAAGAGAAAAACCUUAGAAAAGGCGAAUUGGAAAUAGAUUCCCUAACAUUUAGAAAUCAGCAAUUGACGCGACGCGUUUCCGUCCUUCAAGAUGAACUUGAUAAUCUCCAGUCAAAAUCAACAAAGAAAUCAAAGAGUAAAGAUGAUAAGCAAGCAGCCAGUAACGUCGCCCCACUUGACUCGGGGGUUCUGCAAGAGGAGCUCCAGAAAAAGAUUAUUGAAAAUGCCCAAUAUGCUUCUCAGCUUUCAGAUAAGUCGUUUGAGGUGUCACAACUGCAGGCCUCUUUAGAAGACUUACAGAGGCAUACAAGUGAAAGUGAUAGUAGGUAUAAGUGUGAAAUCGCUAAACUAAAGAAUAAGAAUCAGGAAUUGCAAUAUGCACUGGAAGAAAUUCAGAGAGAGAGGGCGGGGAACAUUCAUAAAACACUGAAUAAUCAAACGCUCAGUUGUAACGGAGACUUCCUGUCUGAAGGAGGUAGUUUGGUUGGAAGUGAAGAUGCGUUGAGUUCUGUCGACGAUUCAAACAUAAAUGAACAAUUGAGUACAAAAGCGCAUACAUUAGAACAGGAAAAUGAAAAACUCCGUAUGGAAUACGAGAUUCUGAAAAUGGAAAAUGAGAGCCUUAAAUUAGAUUUAAGUAAAUACGUGGCGGCGUCCCAGAAGAGACGAGGAGAUACUUUAGACUCCGGGGACUUUAAUACAUUCAGUGAGACUUCUGUUGAUGCUGAGGGCAGAGUGACAGGUCUUCUGGGAAGCCUUCAGGUGCCGUUCCUGGCCAGCGAGGAAAUGCAGCAAAGAGAGAGUAGGAUCACUCGCUACUAUCAAGAUAAACUGAGCAAACUGAGCAUCCAAAGGGACGAGCUCAGCAGCAAAACUGAGCAUUAUACUAAAGAGUGUGAAAUGCUUCGUCUGCGGUUCGAUGAGCUCGAAAGAGAAAAGGAAACAGACGCGAGGGUCCUGGAAGAGAAACAUAACACCAUCAGCAGACUGGAGGAAGAACUUCAGUCCACGUCUCGCAACUACGAGCAUCAACUGCGGGUGGUGAGCGAGCACGUGGCGGCGCUCAACGACAAGCUGGCUGAGAAACAGAGGCGCAAGUAA
Messenger RNA from Danaus chrysippus (African queen), 1251 nucleotides. Lineage: Eukaryota; Metazoa; Arthropoda; Insecta; Lepidoptera; Nymphalidae. The record is from the annotation of a GenBank genome assembly.